AUGUGGGCAUUCAAAUGUACGGGUAUGUGCAACAAAAAUACGUGCAAUUUCAAAUUACUACUCAGCAGAUUAAAUGUGGACAAUAUUCGCAUCGAACCGGUCGAUAUCAAUGCACCGGACGCGAGCAUUGUGGAAUUUCAUCCUGUGCGGUUUCACUGCAGCCCAGGACGACGAAAUCCAAGAGACACAGAAUUGAACUAUAUAUGGACCAUUUCUCCGAAAAAUUCUGGUGCCAAUCCCGCACGUCGUUUGAGUCCGGACAGCGUCACAUCAAUCAUCAAACGACCGGAUGUACGCUCAAUCCCACGUGGGUCGCCUAUCACCCCGCGAGCAUUUGAUCAUAGUGGCGCUUGGUUUGAAUUGCUACCCACCCGGGAAACAAAUGGAAGGGUAUUGAGCUGCACUGUACAAAGUCGUCUACCAGCACACUACAGUGUCAAUCAAGGCAAUCAAAUAACCGGAUCAAACGGCAUUGAGAUACAAAAAGAACAAACAAAUGCCACAUCCUCGGCGGUAAAUGUGGUCUCCUCUACGGGAACUUUUACGAUGAAUGUUGUAUGUAAGUCCGCUUUUUUGAGAGCCUUUUCAAAUACAAAUAACUUCUGUUUAGAUGAAAUUAAAUGA
Molecule: messenger RNA, 624 nt
Organism: Echinostoma caproni
Lineage: Eukaryota; Metazoa; Platyhelminthes; Trematoda; Plagiorchiida; Echinostomatidae
Source: the annotation of a GenBank genome assembly